AUGGAGUGCGGAAAGAGCUUCAGACAGUCUUCAAACCUUACUAGACAUCAACAGAUUCACACAGGGGAGAAACCAUUUAAAUGCAUGGAAUGUGGAAAGAGCUUCAGACAGUAUUUACACCUUACUGUACAUCAACGAAUUCACACAGGGCAGAAACCAUUUAGAUGUAUGGAGUGUGGGAAGGGUUUCAUUAGGAGGGCAAGCCUUACUCAACAUAAACGGACUCACACAGGGGAGAAACCAUUUAGGUGUAUGGAGUGUGGAAAGAGCUUCAGGCAGAGUAAUAACCUUACCAAACAUCAACAAACUCACACAGGGGAGAAACCAUAUAAAUGUUUGGCGUGUGGAAAGAGCUACACUGAAAAUCGGUCACUUGCAAAACAUCAACAAACCCACACAGAGGAGAAACCAUAUAGAUGUAUGGAGUGUGGGAAGGGUUUCAUUAGGAGGGCAGGCCUUACUCAACAUAAACGGACUCACACAGGGGAGAAACCAUUUAGGUGUAUGGAGUGUGGAAAGAGCUUCAGGCAGAGUAAUAACCUUACCAAACAUCAACAAACUCACACAGGGGAGAAACCAUAUAAGUGUUUGGCGUGUGGAAAGAGCUACACUGUAAGUGGGUCACUUGCAAAACAUCAACAAACCCACACAGAGGAGAAACCAUAUAGAUGUAUGGAGUGUGGGAAGGAUUUCAGUGAAGCUGGAAAACUUAAAAGACAUCACCGAACUCACACAGGGGAGAAACCAUAUAGAUGUAUGGAGUGUGGAAAGAGCUUCAGGCAGAGUAAUAACCUUACCAAACAUCAACAAAUUCACACACGGGAGAAAGCAUAUAAAUGUUUGGCGUGUGGAAAGAGCUACACUAAAAGUGCGUACCUUGCAAAACAUCAACAAACCCACACAGAAGAGAAACCAUAUAGAUGUAUGGAGUGUGGGAAGGGUUUUAGUGAGGGUGGAAAACUUAUAAGACAUCACCGAACUCACACAGGGGAGAAACCAUAUAGAUGUAUGGAGUGUGGGAAGGGUUUCCGUGAAGGUGGAAAACUUACAAGACAUCACCGAACUCACACAGGGGAGAAACCCUUUAGAUGUACAGAGUGUGGAAAGAGCUUUAUUCACAAUGGAGCACUUAUUGUACAUCUACGAACUCACACAGGGGAGAAACCCUUUAGAUGUAUGGAGUGUGGAAAGAGCUUCAGUCAGAAAGGAAACCUUAAAAAACAUCAACAAACACACAGGGGAGAAACCAUAUGA
Podarcis lilfordi (Lilford's wall lizard) is the source of this 1254-nucleotide messenger RNA. The record is from the annotation of a GenBank genome assembly. NCBI's taxonomy places the organism in Eukaryota, Metazoa, Chordata, Lepidosauria, Squamata, Lacertidae.